Messenger RNA from Caenorhabditis remanei, 963 nucleotides. RefSeq lists its product as uncharacterized. Gene Ontology annotation, biological process: innate immune response. The record is from RefSeq and is a predicted model, not a curated record. The transcript is spliced from 3 exons. Gene Ontology annotation, molecular function: protein binding. NCBI's taxonomy places the organism in Eukaryota, Metazoa, Nematoda, Chromadorea, Rhabditida, Rhabditidae. The coding region runs from base 1 to 963 and encodes 320 amino acids.
AUGUCGACUACCUCUGCCCUCGAAUUCUCCAAUUUGCCCACCGAUGCAAUUGGGAAAAUCAUUGAGAAAUGUGAUCUCAAAGAGCAAUUGACUCUCCGAAAAGUGUCGAAAGACCUGCGUUCUCUCGUCGAUGAACAGAAAAGUGCAUACAAAUCGAUCGCGAUCUAUUUGACUGAAUCGUUUUUCUCUUGUGUGUACAACGGCAAAAACGUUGUGUAUGCAGGCAUGAACUUUGAUCAGAAGAAUGCAUUUGGUUUCGAUUAUAAGGGAUGCUUUAUCAGAAGCAACGAUUACGUGAAAAUCGCUUUGAAUGAUGUGGCGAUUGCACUGAAUAAUCCUAAAUUGCGAUUGGAUGACCUAAACCUGACAGUCUAUCAUCCCUCCCCUGAUGUAAUGAAUCGAUUCAGAUUGCUUCCGAAUAGUCUGAAUCACCAAAUACACGUCAAAACAUUGACAGUCCAUGCGGGAAAUCCGGAAUUUCUUCUCUCGAUUCUUCCCUUUCUCAAACCGAAAAUGCUUGCGAAUAUUGAAGUUUUAGGAGGAGGAGGAGGCACUGAAAUUUGGGCAUCAGAAAAAGGAGCGGAAAGAGUCAAAAAAAUCUCGAGUCUGGAACAGUGGAAGCAAGCGGAGCAACUCACUGCUGAAGAUUGUUUCCAUUACUUCCCAUCCGAAUUUCUAAUGCAUUUCAAACGUUUUGUGAUCUUAGAUUGGGAUGUCACAGAGCAAUCCUUGAUAAACCUCAGAGAUUUCUUCUCCACGUCUACCAACUUCGAGUCAUGCACUGUCGAAUCAGAUCUCGACGACAGCUCUGAAUACCUAGAAUCGUUCUGUGAGCAAGUCGAUACCGGAGAUGAAGACGUUCUCCUCUACAACUACAAGAUUCCUGACGAUUCAAACCAGAUUUUGGAGUUCAAAUUGGAUUAUGAUCAACAGAAAAUGAUAAUAUCGAAGAAGAGAUUGUAA